Messenger RNA from Mercurialis annua (annual mercury), 1203 nucleotides. Its product is annotated as NEP1-interacting protein-like 1. The record is from RefSeq and is a predicted model, not a curated record. NCBI's taxonomy places the organism in Eukaryota, Viridiplantae, Streptophyta, Magnoliopsida, Malpighiales, Euphorbiaceae. The transcript has 5 exons. Bases 419 to 1117 code for a protein of 232 amino acids.
GAAUGAUUUUCAAAAUAUGGAAAUUUCAUCGCCAUUCUAAUUAAGCCACUGCGCAUAUUUUCUCGUACCUUUUCAACGUAGUCACAUUUUCAUAGUAGUUUCAUAUAUAUAGCUAGACAGCAACAGGAGUGUUACAUUAAUUAACUACCUUCAACUUCAAAACCAAAGCUUAAGCUGAUAUAUAUUGACCAAUAUAGAGUCAACCACAUUUAUAGAGUUGGUCUUUCUUAUGACUAUUAUACUUAAACCUGGCUGGCUGCUUCUUUAUGAAAUAAAUAUAUACGACCUUCAUUUCCUCUAUUUUCCUCCAUCACCAUACCAAUUCUUCUCUCGGCUUAAUUAUUUUUCACUUUCUUUCAAUUAUAAUCUUGAAUUCUCUAAGAACUUGUGAUUACAUAUAUAAAAGCUUAUUUGAUAUAUGAUAGACACGCACAUGAAGAUUUGUAGAUGUUCUUGGGCUUGUUUUGCUUUGUGGGUUUCUGGUACGGUUUCUACAGUUGCAUGCAGCUUGUUUAUUGCUAUCUCUGCAUUCGUAUUUGCAGUUGUUGGGACAACCGUGGGAGGCAUUUCUGGAGGUUUGGUUGGAGUGAAAACAAAGAGCGGGUUUGUUCAUGGAGCUUCAGUUGGGAGCAUUAUGGGUUGUAUUCUCUCGGCUCAACUCUUUCGAGUAUGGUUUGAUGUUUGGGAUAAUGAUGACUCUGCUAUCGCUGCUUUCAUUUCUUUGAUUGAUAACGCUUCAAACCGCCUCAAAGAAAUACUCGUUCAAGGAAGACAUAGUCCAACCAUUCAUGGUCUUCAAAAGGAUCAGGGAGAAGAUGCUGCUCACAUACUGCACAAUGAGGUUCACAGGACACGGAAAAUUUCAAAAGUUUUACUCACAGACAAAAACACCGCAGACGUCCUACGGAAUGAAUCAUGCUGUCCAAUCUGUCUUCAGGACUUCCAAUUGGGAGAAACAGCUUGUAUCUUGCCCCAUUGCUGCCACACUUUUCAUCUACCGUGUAUUCGUAAAUGGUUUAUCGCACAUAGUUCUUGCCCAUUGUGCAGAACAAGAGUAUCAAGAUCAUGGAUUUCCAAGAUAUGUAAAAUCACCACAGAUAUGCAAAAUGUAAGCUAGGGGCAGCUUGCAUUAUGCAACAAUUAUUUGAUUCUUUUAUUGUAAUUAGACACAACUUAGAAGUAGAAUCAUACAAUUUCCACAAA